CCACUUUUCCUAGCCGUAUUUCGCAGCGGCCUUUGGCUUUCGCCAGAGGCUGCGGACGGCAAAGAUAACAAGCCGAGCCUACGGAGUUUGCUACAAACUAUGCCUACAAAACGAGCCAAGAAAACAGCCCAAAGACCGUUAUUGUCCACUCCGUCCUGCUGUACUGUACACCUGAUGACAUCAAUCCUACUUCUUUUCAGACGCGAGGGUGGAGAAAGCCGACCAACAGAACGCACGGUCUAUCGAACGACCAACACCUGUGCUGGAUUGGUCGCCUGACUGCGUCAUGGUACGGCGAUUGGUUCGCACCAACGCAGAAGGGGCUGGGAAAGUGGGUUUCUACCCCGGACAUGCCCGGAAAUUUUCCAAAUCAACCAAACCCUUAUUUCGCUACCAAGCUGUCGGUACGCAUCACAGAGCAACGCAGGGGUUGUCAAUUACAAAGCAAUUUUCCCCCAUAUUCAUAAAGCCCUCAUUUCGCUACCGACCGGUCGGUACUGCUCCUGGAGUGAAACGGAGAAGAACAGUCACCAACGCACAAGACUGAUCACACAGGAUAUGGAAUCGCGGCUAGGAUCAGUCUGGUCAGCAUCCGUACGAUCCUUGCUGACGUCAAUAGAAAGCUCAAAUCACUUGGAUCGUUCCAGCAAAGCUUGCAGUCUUGGUCUGUACUGUACCCUCCCUUGUCUUGUUUGCUCUGCUCCUGCUGCGAAGAUGCUCCGACGAGUGUGGACCUAGACCACAAGGAGCAUUUGUUCCAUAGCACCGGUACACAAUGAACGCGACGAAGUAGCAGCAUUUCUGGGGAAUGCUCAAGUAUUUAAACCAAAGACAACCUGCGCAGCUUGGUUGGACUGUUCUCAUUACCAUCACAUAAUCUCUUCUUUUACUUGAGACCAUGAACAAUUCGUAUGGUUGGCCUCUUCCGCCGGCAAACACGGACAACCCCGUUCUUUCGCCAAACAGUCAUUCCCACUAUGGGAAUUCUACGCACGGGCCUGGCUCCGAAAUCGCUCUUCCGCAUUGCGAUCAGCCUUGUGGUGACCAACUGCAUGACGCCCAAUACCCGCUCGACUAAGUUCUUUCUAGGCAAGGGUCCAGCUCUGAUUCCCUUCUUCCACAACUGGUGCAGUCUUAUGGCGGGCGACGGGACCAGGAAGCUCCUCAUAAUCAUGGGCUCCAUUCUCCGGCCGAAAACUGCUCGGCCCAACCAAGCCAGACUCCUCGAGGUCAAUAUCGAUACGCUGCGAGGACUGCCACGUGGGCCGCAUCAGAAUCGACUCGAUCCGAACGCCCUCCACCAGUAUCCACAGGCGGCAAUCUCCGUCCAGUACUUGUUGCAGGAGAGUAUAAAAAUGGCCGUUUUGCUGAUCACCCCACUCUUGCAGACCGCUCGGGCUAAGUUCCGCAGAUCACGAAAUGUUGUGGUCGCCGAUAAAUCGCAGUUCUGCGCCCUCUCGAUAAGUAGGCUGCUCAGGACUCGGCGGGUGAGCAGCCCGCGGGCGGCGCGGCGGCACUUCUGUGGCGGUGGGUGGCGGUGGGUGGUGAUAUCAAGUCUACUGCGUGGACAGUUUAGUAGUCGCGUCUGCAGCUGCACUCGUGGUGAUGCCGCUCAUCAAAGCGGUCGCCAUCAAGAGGUGACCGCCGGCGGUUUUGUGCGAUGA
This is a messenger RNA of Pyricularia grisea, 1664 nucleotides long. RefSeq lists its product as uncharacterized. The record is from RefSeq and is a predicted model, not a curated record. Bases 912 to 1664 code for a protein of 250 amino acids. The transcript is spliced from 6 exons. NCBI's taxonomy places the organism in Eukaryota, Fungi, Ascomycota, Sordariomycetes, Magnaporthales, Pyriculariaceae.